Molecule: messenger RNA, 5643 nt
Organism: Callorhinchus milii (elephant shark)
Lineage: Eukaryota; Metazoa; Chordata; Chondrichthyes; Chimaeriformes; Callorhinchidae
Product: ubinuclein-1
Exons: 17
Coding region: 262-3726 (1154 amino acids)
Cellular component (GO): nucleus
Source: RefSeq, a predicted model, not a curated record
AGUGGAUGUGCGCGCGCAGGGCGGCGACAUGGCGGCGGCCGAAGUUUGUGCGGUUUGUUUUUGUGGCUGUUGUUGUCGCUGUUGCCGCCGACUGAGGGGCUGCUGAUUGUUCCCGAGCCCCCGCGAGCAGGCGGGCAAACCGGGGCCGUGAGAGACGCGCGCACACCCCCAGAGAGAGAGAGAGAGAGAGAGACCGAGAGAAAGGAAGCGGAGAGAAGCGGCGGCGCGGGCCGAGCCGGGCCGGGACCGGGGAGCAGGAACAUGGCCGAGCCGCGCCGAGUGUCGCUCACGACGCUCCCUCUGUCCGCUCCUGUCCGAAAGAAGAAGAAAGAGGAGAAGGAGGAUGAGGAGGGCGAGGGGGAGGAAGAGGACCGGGACCAGGCGGCCGCCACAUCCCGCUUCAGACUCGCUCUCUUCGAGUCGAGCGAGAAGAACUGCCCCGAGUUUUACUACCCGGAGUUAAUCCGCGCCCGAAAGAAAGCUGCGAAUAAACAUUCUGAUGAUCCUUUUAAUGAUGAGAAAAAGGAAGAAGAAAAAAUCGAAGCCUUGGCUAAGAAAUUUGAAGAAAAAUACGGCUCUAAAAAGCGCAGAAAGGAUCGUGUCCAAGACUUGAUCGACAUGGGUUAUGGAUAUGAUGAAACUGAUCCAUUUAUUGAUAAUUCUGAGGCUUAUGAUGAGCUUGUUCCAGCCUCCCUGACGACUAAGCUUGGCGGCUUUUACAUCAAUAGCGGAACUUUGCAAUUCCGGCAGGCGUCUGAUUCUGAAGUGGAUGAUGACUAUUUAAAAGAGAAAAAAAAGUUAAAAUCUCCAAAGAAACGAAAAUUAAAAGAUGGGAGUGAAAAGAUGAAGAAAAAAAGAAAAGAAGAUGGACACGAGAAAGAGAAGAAAUCUCAAAAAUCUAAAAUUUCCAAACAGGCUGGGUUCAUGCCACUGAACAGCCACAAAGAGGAGAAAAAGAAAAAGAAAAAAUACAUGGGAGCUUUGGGUGUGAGAGAAAUGCUGAAGCAAUUUGAGAAGGAGAAAGAAGCUUUGAAGAAACGAGAAGACCAAUGGAACUUGCCUACCUUACAGACUGUGGCUCGCAUCCCUCACGAGGCUAACAGCGGCUCCAUUAACAUCAGUGUUUCCGACCCUCUGCUGUCACUUAUUGGCUCUGCUAACGAGAGCGAUCUCCUACAGGUGGCCAGUACUGUAGAUCUAGAAAUCGAUCUCGAUCAGUUUCUGAACGAUUCUUCUCCAGAGAGUCCCCUUAAUGAUUUUGAUGAAAGCAGCGAUCCUUUGCCUGCAUUCCAAUGCUCAUUAGAGGGGCAAACAUCCAGACCGGUUCCCACGCUUCCUGAUCGACUGCCAGCAGUACUCGAAAAACGCAUUAAAGAUCUGACACAGGCUGCCAAAGCCUCAGGAGAAGGGAAGCAGAAAUUUUUCACACAAGACAUUAACAAUAUUCUGUUGGAUAUUGAGCUACAAUCCCGUGUGCUGAACAGCCAGGCUCGCUCAGGCGUUUAUGCCCACUUGGCAUCCUUCUUACCAUGCAGUAAGGACACUCUGGUCAAAAGAGCAAAGAAACUGCAUCUGAAUGAGCAGGAUGGCCGGCUGAAGGAACCCCUGCAGAGGCUUCAAGAAGCGAUUGCCAGAGCAAUGCCAUACCAGGUGGCAAAGUACCAGGAUGAAUGCCAGGCACACAGCCAAGCCAGAAUGGCCAAGAUGCUUGGAGAAGAUAAAGACCAGAAGGAGCGAACAUAUUCUGAUGAGGAUGAUGACGACGAGAAGAUGGGAAAACGAGUCAUGGGACCCCGUAAGAAGUUUCACUGGAACGAUGGCAUCAGAGACUUGCUGUGCAAUGUGGUGAGAAUAAAGAUGGCUUCCUAUGAACCGGAGAGAAACCAGUUGCAGGCGGCAGAAGACUUCCUAAAGGCUUUCCUUGAAUCUGAGGUCAAACCACUUUGGCCUAAAGGAUGGAUGCAAGCGAGGAUGUUGUUCAAAGAAAGUCGGAAAGUACAUGCACAUAUCACUUCCAUCCCCACCAAGAAAAAGAUCAUUCCUGCACCAAAGGCUAAGGUGAAGGAUCAGAUACUAAAGACUGAACGGAAAUUUGUAUCCAGUACGCCAGUUAAUUCUGGGAGUGCAACCUGCGCCACCCAGGGACUUGGCAACAUAUCUGUGACCCCAAUCAAUGUGUCCAUUUCCUCCAAUGCUGCUCAGAGUUCCAGCAGCACCACAACCCCUCAGUCUUUCAGUUUAGACGAUUCUCUUGACGGGGACGUGACCAAUAACCACCCUUCUCUGGAAGACGUCUCUGAAGCAUUAGCUGCUCUCAAUGAUGCUGCAGGAGGUAGCAAGGACUUCAGUUCAAUAGUCUCUAAUUCAAUGAGUGACAAAAUCCCUGCCGUGGUAUCAUCAGAAGAAAAGAAAACUGUACAGAAAUCCCUGCCUCCCUCUUCUGCUCCUUCACCCGUGCAGUCACACUCGUCUCUCAAUCUUCUAGCUGAGCAGGCAUUGGCUUUGGGACAGCUCUCUCAGGAAAGGACUUCAGACAGCAUCACUACUGGUCUUGUAUCUGGGUUUAAAAGCCAUUCUUCUCCAGCAAACAGCAAAAGUCUGACAGAAACUCUCCAAACGAAGCAGAAACACCUUUGCUUGCAGCGUACACCUCCGCUUCAAGUUCAAAGCCACAUGCAGAGCCAUGCUGCCAAGCAGUACCACCCCACCUCCCAACCCCAGAAAAGUUACUCCUCCUCGCCCUCCUACAGCAUCAGCAAACUGCAGAGCAGUUCACAGACUAAAACUACCAGCCAAGUACAACAGCGUCCAUUAAUCCAACACUUAAAAANCCCAGCAAAGACCCACAGCUUCUAUUCUGUCUCAUCAUCUUUAUCAACCAGCAUGCAGACUUCUCCUAGUUCACAACGAACGCUUGGCACUUCAACACUUUCUGCCAGUUAUACAGCAAAGCAUGCCAACUCACUGAGUUCCUCAAACCAGACCUUCAAGUCUCCAAUGACAAUUGUCGCAACAAAACAUUCUGCCCCCUCGGGUAACCCUAUUCAAAGUGCAUCCAGUGUUCACAGCUCAAUCUCCAGCAGUUCUCAUCUAAACAGUCUAAAUAGACGCUCUUCAACUCCUAGUCAAGCCACAAAUCGUCAGUCCCCCAACAUCAGUAUAAAAAAGCCCUCCAUUUCUCAGAAACUUACUCUGGUGGCUCCCCCUGGUGGAAGCAAUGGAGAUUCAAGUAGUGGGACGCAGGGAGUGGCUAAACUGCUAACCUCUUCUCUUAAACCUUCAGUUACUGCUUCAACGGCUACAGGAGCAAUGCUGUCUCUGCAGGCAGCCACAGGAACAGGGCUACUUGCCAACUCUCCGUCUUUGAACCUUCUGUCAACUUCUUUUAAUACAGCAAACCCGAAAAUAACAACCGCAGCACUGAGCCAAGCCUCACUCGGGAUGAUGCCGGGCAUUGUUCCUAUGCACUUUACAUUCCCUACUGUUCUAAUAGGCUCAGAUUCUACAUCAAAAGCAGGUGUAUCAACAGAUGCAAUAGUCACGGGACCUGCACCAGGGACAUUCCACCAUGGCCUUGCACAUAGCAUUUUCGCUGGCUUACACUCUACUCCUCAUCAUGCAGUGCAACUUCCACACCCAGUACUGCCCACCCAUAUACAGCAGUCUCUUCAAGAUGGCAACCAAAUCCAUGGUGAGACUUCUAACAUGCAGCGUAAAAUACAAUGACCUCUGGCACAAACAACAGCUGAAUGAAAUGUGCUGCUGUGGGAGCUUUAGUCCAUGUUGGAGGAAAGAGCUGAGCUGAUGGGCUGGAUACCCAACACUGGAAGUGUUCUGUGAAACUUCUGCCCUUCCAUUUCUAGGGCAAGGAGAAUCUGCUGUGUGUGUAUGAGACUGAUGACCAGAAAGGCCUUGGACCAGCAGAAGCAAUGCUUGAACAAGUGGGAAGAGAGAGCUUCACGUGGGCUGGCAUACAUCAUAGCGUCAAAGUGUACAGAAUGAUUCUUCCACUGAAAGUCUGCGUGGGAAGAGUUGCUUUCAGCUAGGGUAGUGCUGGUCAUUAGAGGAAAACGUGCAGUGAUUUUUCAGAGAUUUAGGAGCUAAAAAGAGUUUAGGUUUCUUUCAGUAUUCUGCUCUUUCCAUUAAGAUUAAUCCUACAUGCAAGAGUAGGCCUUAAUUAAAGCUUUUAAUUUCUCUUCAGGCAACAAUGUUGAGUACAGACGGGCGAGCAUUGUCUGGGAUGGUGGCAUUAUGACACAUUUGUUCACACACUGUCUGAAGCAGUGCGUGUGUCUGGCCUGAUUUCAAGCCAACUAUUGGGGUUGGAGGGUCAGGGGAGCUAGUGAGAAAUGGCGUUAACCACACAGGGCCUGACAAAAAGCCAUCAGUCUGCUAGAAUUUGCUGCUUAAUAGUGUCAAAGUUCUAGCUAGUCUUGAUUUCUUAGGAACACUGUGUAGUGGAUAUAAAUUUACGGGCGUCGAUCAGAUCAAUUAUGAAAAUCAGUGUACAUUAAGUUUCUAUUUAUUGCUGUAAUGGCGAGCUGUUUCCAGGAACAUUUGCAGUGUUAGUGUUCUUGCACUUCUGGUGCACUGUGAACAGGUCCACAACUCCUAGAGCAUUGGUGUGAACAUUGUGUGCAAGUGGUUAGACACACAACUCAAAUGAAUUUGAACUGUGAUAAGAUAAUUAGGGAUUUAAGGGUUAAUGAAUCAAAGACUGGCAUUGAUUCAUUUCCUUUAGAAGUUGAUCAAACCAACCUCUGUUGCCAUCUGCAAUGUAUGUCAGCAGCAAUCAGGCCAGCCUCCAAUCCAGUAGUCAACACAAAGCCAUUUAUCUCAGAGGUUUGUACUCUUACAGCUCCUUGGAGGUGCAGAUCCAGAAAUAGGUUGGAGCUAUUGGGGCUCAUGCCUUUGGCUUUAACCCCUAAACUACCAUGUGGUCUGUAAUAAUGAUAUCCAGUAUUGUAAAAUGUACUGGUGGUAGGAGUAAUACAAUUACAGUGCCUUUCCUGUAGCAGAGAAAAUGGAAAGAGUGAGCUGUGCUGAGAUUUCAUGCAGCCUUAGUCCCUGUAUAACACUGGAAACUGAAUGAUAAUAAUAAACUACAAGAUGUGUUUUUUUAGACGGAAAGAAAAGACCCGUAGUUCAUAAUUUGACACAAUUGAGUUGAUCAGCAAGGAUAUGGCACCGAGUCGGCAGAAAAGCCAAAGAUUUUUUUACGUCAGAUGUGUGUGGAAAGUGGCCAUGGGUGGAUCAUUUGAAAGGGGGUUUUUGACAUUUUCACAGACUUUUUAACAUUUAAUUGCUGGAGUGCUGCAGUUUUAUUUGAUACUACGAAGAGUGACUCCGAGGCAUGAUAAAUGUUCUACAGAAACUCAGGACUUGAACAUUGCUGGAACUGUUUUUUGUUAAUGAAGUUUAGCUGUCUACUUGAAAUUGUAUAAUCAUUCUGAAACUGUAAAUUAUGAUGUACUAGGAACUGCAAUUUGUUUUAAUUAAAAGACAUUACUUUGAACAAAGGUGCUUCAUUGUAUAUGGUUUUAUUUGGACUUGUCUUUGUACUUGUUGCAGGAUGAAGAGAUGGCUGUUCAUGUUACACAAAGGGAUGUCAAUAAACUAUAGAAACUUUUGGAUAAAAUGGUA